AUGCACGUCUACCUUCAGGACGCCCCUCGCGUCAUCGCCUUAGUCGCACAUGGUCCUCAAUCCAGCCCUAGCGGCGGCGGCGGCGGUGGCACCACUACGGCCAUCCUCGUCUCGUCUCAGGCAUCCGCCCUCACGCCUGCCUCGUCAGCCCAUCCCUCUUCCGAUUUCGACGCCGGCGCACCACCUUCGUCGUCGUCGUCGUCGUCGUCGGCCUCCCGCGCCGUCGUCGAAGUGGUCAAGGAUCGCGACCUGGACGGCUUCGCACUGCAGAAGCUCACCUCGCGCCCCAUUGCCGGCUGCCUCGGCCUCAUCAAUGUCGGCCCUGACCUCUUUGUCGCCGUCGUCACCUCUGCCGUCGACGUCGGCUCCAUACGCCCCGGGGAGGCCGUGAUGCGCAUCACAUCGGUCGCCUUCUUCUGCGUCAACCGCUCCACCUGGGACGACACCAUCAUCUCCGAGAGCCACCCGCAGGCCGGCCUCGACCCCUACGACGCCAUCGGCCCACCCAACGACGCCGCCGUCACCCAGCCCAGCGUGUACGAGCACCCCUGCGCCAGCCUCAAGAAGCUCCUCGGCACGGGCACCUUCUACUUUGCAAAGGGCGGCGCCUUUGACAUCUCCACCCGCCUCGACCAGAGGCUGCGCCACGCCGCUCCCCGCAACCCUCGGGUGCGCCCGCAGCAGCAGCAGCAGCAGCAGCACGACAUCUCGCGCUACGACGGCCGCUUCGUGUGGAACAGCUACAUGAUCCAGCCGCUCAUCGACUUUCGACAUCGCCUCGAGGCCCCCGACCGCGCCAGGCUCGAUGCCCACAGCUUCCUCCUCCUUGCAAUACAGGGCUUCGUCGGCGUAUACGACAUGGCCGGCGCAGCUCCCUCCGGCCCGCCCUCGGCCAUCCCCUCGUCGACGACGUCUUCGUCGUCGUCGUCCCUGUUGCCAGCGACAGGCGCGCAACGGCAACGCGCCACCUGCUCCCUCGCCGUCAUCAGCCGCCUCAGCUGGAAGCGCGCCGGGACGCGCUUCAACACGCGCGGCGUCGACGACGACGGCAACGUUGCCAACUUUGUCGAGUCCGAGACCCUCUUCAGCACCGACGACGCCGUCUUCAGCUACGACCAGGUGCGCGGCUCGGUGCCGCUCUUCUGGGAGCAGCAGGGCCUGCAGGCCUUCAACGCCCGCAUCCAGGUCACCCGCUCCCGCGUCGCAUCCCAGCCCGCCUUUGACCGCCACUUUGCCGACCUCAUCUCGCACUACUCGCAGGUGCACGCCGUCAACCUGCUGGGCACGCGCGACGCCGAGACGGUGCUCAGCGCCGCCUACGCCGAGCACAUCCGCCACAGCUCGGCCGAGUCGCUGGCGGUGCUGCCCGCCGACGAGGGCGUGCCGAGCGGUGGCCAGGGCGCGAAAGGCGAAGGCUACAGCGGCGGCGGCGGCGGCGGCGGUGACGACGAGGACGAGGACGACAACCAGCGCUACUCCACCGACGACGGCAACGGCGACGACAUCGGAGAGCGGAUCGGCCUCACUAACUUCGACUUCCACACCGUCUCGCGGACGACGGGCGGCCUGGACGGUGUGCGCAGCGAGCUGCGCUUCCUGGGCCCGGUCCAGCUCAAGCGCAAGGCGUUUGGCUACACGGUCUACGACGCCAAGGCGGGCAGGCUGCGCAAGCGGCAGCGCGGCGUCUUCCGCACCAACUGCCUCGACUGCCUCGACCGCACCAACGUGGUCCAGGACAUGCUGUCGCAGUCGACGCUCGAGUCGUUUGUCGAGGCGGCCGCCGCGCGCCGCGGCUUCUUUGAGCCUUUCGCCUCGCCGGGUCACCCGCUCUGGACGCACCACCGCGUGCUGUGGGCCGAAAACGGCGACGCCCUCUCCAAGAUCUACGCCGGCACGGGCGCGCUCAACACGAGCUUCACCCGCAGCGGCAAAAAGACGCUCGGCGGCCUGCUCAGCGACGCCGCCAAGAGCGCCGGCAGGAUGUACAUCAACAACUUCCAGGACAAGGGCAAGCAGAACGUCAUCGACGCGCUGCUUGGCAACAUGGCCGACCAGCGGCCCGUGACGGUGUUUGACCCGAUCGUCGACAGCGUCUCGGCCGAGCUGUCGGCGCGGAUCGACGAGUACUCGAGCAGCCGCACCGUGUCGAUCUUUGCCGGCACGUUCAACCUCAACGGCCAGCCGCCCGGCGAGUCGCUGCUGCCCUGGCUCUUUCCGGGCGGCGGCGGCGACGACGACGAGCCGGACCUGUUUGCCAUCGGCUUCCAAGAGAUUGUCCAGCUGACGCCGCAGCAGAUCCUCAUGACGGAUCCGGACAAGAUCCGGCAGUGGGAGGCCAAGCUUGUCGACACGCUGUCGCGCCGACCGCGGAAACGGAGCGACUACGUGCUGCUGCGGAGCGAGCAGCUGGUGGGCACGGCGCUCAUUGUGCUGGCCAAGGAGGCGCUGGUGCACGACAUCCGGCAGGUCGAGGCGGCGACCAAAAAGACGGGCCUCAAGGGCAUGAGCGGCAACAAGGGCGGCGUGGCCAUCCGGCUCAACCUGUGCGACACGUCCAUCUGCCUCGUCACGGCCCACUUUGCCGCGGGCCACACCAACUACGAGGAGCGCAACGCCGACUACUGGACCAUUACGCGUGGGCUGAGCUUCGGGCGCGGGCGCAGCAUCGCGUCGCACGACGUCGUGCUGUGGCUGGGCGACUUCAACUACCGCAUCGACCUGGCCAACGACGCCGUGCGGGCGCUGGCGGCCCGCGAGGAUUUCGCCGCCCUCUACCCGCGCGACCAGCUGGCGCGCUCGCGCGAGGCCGGCGCCGUGUUUCCCGGUUACGAGGAAGGGCUGCUGCUGUUUGCGCCGACGUACAAGUACGACAACGGGUCGACGACGUACGACUCGUCCGAGAAGCAGCGCAUCCCCGCCUGGACGGAUCGCAUCCUCUACCGCGGCGUCGGCGUCGAGCAGCAGAGCUACUACCGCGCCGAGCUCAAGACGAGCGACCACCGCCCCGUCUACUCGUCGUUCAAGGUGCAGGUGCGCACCAUUGAUGAGGCGCACAAGAAUGCCAUCAAGCGCGAGCUCAUGGAGCGGAAAAGGGCCGAGCUCGGCAUCUCGCCCGGCGAUGGAGGUGGCGGUGGCGGCGGCGGCGGCGGCGGCGGCGAAGGAGUCGGUUUCGCCCGCAGCGAUGGGACGGGCAGCGACGCCGAGACGGACGGCGAGGUGCCAGAUCCUUCCGACGAGCACUGGAACUGGUGGGACGGCGGUCGACGCCAUCGCAACGAGGCUGCGCCGGCCGAGGGCGAAGAGUACGACACGGACGGGACUGACUCGCUCGACGACGACGACGGCGAGGAUGAUGACGACGACGAGUACGACGACGAGGAUGGUGAGGAUGGGCCGGAGAGCGAGGCGGGAUGGACGAGCGUCAACCCGUUCCGCCCAUCGACGAGUUCGGCCACGAGGCGCCGACGACCUCCGAAUGUCGGCACCUCUAGCCCUAGCGGUGGCGGUGCAAUCAGACCCCAGGCGGUAGGGGGCUAUACGGCGAGGAAGCCACCACCAGCACCAGCACCAGCGGCUCCACCUCGCAACAUCUCGUCGUCGUCGCCAUCAUCCUCGUCGCUUCUCGCGGCCCAGGCGAAUUCGUCGGCCAUCACCGAAUCGACACCCGCCAAGCCUGCAACCGCGGCGUCCGCCCACGCGUCGGCGGGGGCGGAACGACGAGUCUUUAGCGGUCCCGCAAGCCUACCCGCCUCGUCCUUUAGCGCGCCUCCCUCUGCCACCACCGCGACUGCCAUGACGAUGGCGACGGGCAGCACGGCUUCCGGCAAACCGCCUCCACCCCCCAUCCCCGUCAAACCGUCCAGCGUCGCUGCUGCAUCGACCCCAGCCUCAGCCUCGACACUCCACCCCGGCUCCAGCAGCAGCGGCAGCGGCACGGCCACGACCGCACCCAAAGUCCCCCUUCGCCCGCGGGCGCGCCCCGGUCUUGGGCCCAGGUCGGCCUCGUAUUCUUCCCAGCGCAGCUCGCGGAGCCUGCUCGACGACAGCGACUGA
Molecule: messenger RNA, 4053 nt
Organism: Pseudozyma flocculosa PF-1
Lineage: Eukaryota; Fungi; Basidiomycota; Ustilaginomycetes; Ustilaginales; Ustilaginaceae
Exons: 1
Coding region: 1-4053 (1350 amino acids)
Biological process (GO): phosphatidylinositol dephosphorylation
Cellular component (GO): membrane; cytoplasm
Molecular function (GO): phosphatidylinositol-4,5-bisphosphate 5-phosphatase activity; phosphatidylinositol-3,5-bisphosphate 5-phosphatase activity
Source: RefSeq, a predicted model, not a curated record